AUGGCCGCAUCUAUUCUGGAGGUAGGGAAUGUAAUUGAAGACGCACGCUAUGGCUCCAGUCCUCUGGCUAUGUUAACUGCUACCUGUAACAAGUUUGGCAGCACCAGCCCAGUCAGGGAUUCAGCUACACCCGGUAAGACCGGCAGCACCACUCCAGUAAAGAAGCCCUACAACAUGACCUCUGACCUUCAGACAGCUAAAAACGGGCGGACCGCAGACGGCAGUGGCCUGGCGGACUCCUACACUGGCUCCUUCACCACAGCUGGAGGAGGAGGAGGUGGCGGGCUGCUCACCCCUACUGGAAGCCCCCCUCCUUCAGCCGGAGGCUACACUACAGAAUAUAACCCUUUCUCCCACUCCUUCCAGACCUCUGUCUCCCAGGACCCGUCUCUUUUAGUGUCCAAGGCCCACGCCACGGCAGACUGCCUCACCAGUGUCUAUACCUCGCUGGAUAUGACACACCCUUAUGGCUCCUGGUAUAAAGCUGGUAUCCAUCCUGGCAUUACUGCUGCCCCAGCUAAUGCCACGUCCUCCUGGUGGGACGUCCACCCCAACUCCAACUGGCUGUCAGCAACCCAGCCCCAGUCAGACGGAGGUCUCCAGGCCUCCCUGCAGCCUGUCGCACCACAGGCUUCCCUUAGCCCACAGCUGCCCAGUUACAGCACCGAUUUUACACCUCUAAACCCAGCUCCUUACCCUUCUGUGGGACUGGGCUCCUCCUCUCACCUCCUCCAGCCUUCCCAGCACAUGCUGCCCCAGGACAUGUACAAGCCCAAGCCUGUGCCAAGCGCAGGGCUGAUUGAGAGUCCCAUGGGCCUAAAGCCUGCAAGGGGAUCAGGGGGCUACAGCGGAGGGGGAGCACCCACCAGGUCUUCAUGUGACUGCCCCAACUGCCAGGAGCUGGAGAGGCUGGGGGCCUCAGCUGCAUCCCUGAGGAAGAAGCCAGUCCACAGCUGCCACAUCCCAGGCUGUGGGAAGGUCUAUGGUAAGGCCUCCCACCUCAAAGCCCACCUGCGCUGGCACACUGGCGAGAGGCCCUUUGUGUGCAACUGGCUGUUCUGUGGGAAGCGUUUCACCCGCUCGGACGAACUGGAGAGGCACGUGCGCACCCACACACGGGAGAAGAAGUUCACCUGUCUACUGUGCAACAAGCGUUUCACGCGCAGCGACCACCUCUCAAAGCACCAGAAGACCCACGCAGAUUCUGCAUUGCAGGGAAAAGCUGUAGCUGUGGAGGGAGAGACAGAUCCCCGCAGUGAAGAGACUGCAGAGCUCAACACCAGCGCUGUGCCCACCAAUGCUGUCGCUGACCCAAUCACCAAUGGAGAUGAGAAAACUGGCACACCUAAUGGAGUGGAGAACAGCAGCGGACUGUUGGAGAUCUGA
Messenger RNA from Scomber japonicus (chub mackerel), 1386 nucleotides. It is a transcript of the gene sp7, whose product is annotated as Sp7 transcription factor. Gene Ontology annotation, biological process: regulation of transcription by RNA polymerase II. Gene Ontology annotation, molecular function: RNA polymerase II cis-regulatory region sequence-specific DNA binding; DNA-binding transcription factor activity, RNA polymerase II-specific. Lineage: Eukaryota; Metazoa; Chordata; Actinopteri; Scombriformes; Scombridae. The transcript is spliced from 2 exons. The record is from RefSeq and is a predicted model, not a curated record. Bases 1 to 1386 code for a protein of 461 amino acids.